CCCUCUGGUGAAAGGACGAACUGUUUGAUUCAGAAUCCGAGUUCUUAUCGCCGAAAAUAAUGACCACUGCAUGCAUACCUAUUGCUUAUUGAUUGCCAUGCAAGUCGUACAUUGGUUGGAAAAUGUUGCAAGGAUCUACACUUCUAUGACUUCUGCUAACCGCUCCGAUAACUAUUGAGAAAGACAGUUAGUGUAAUUUAUUGGUUUGAUGUAUCUGUAAAACUUCUGAAUCUGGUCGCGAACACAGGAACGCCAAUAGAAAAUAUUUUUUUUUCACUGGAGAUGUACAGCAUGCAUAUCACUUUCAUUGGAAGAUGGGGUGUCUGAAGCUCGUAUGAAAAUGCCGUAAGUCAACCAGGUCUCUGGAAUAUGAAACACUGCCAUCCUUGAAGUUACCAAGGAGAUAAUGAAAGGAAUAUAAUUAAUUUUUUCUAUCGCGAAAUUUGUAACGGGCUUAGAGAGAAGAAUGCGUAUGGUAUCUUGCUGAUUGUGCCAGUAUAAUCCUCACUCUGGGAGAAAUUUGCGCAAUGGGAUUCUCUCGGUUUUGUGCUUGUUAGAGCGAUCAUAAAUGUUGAUUCUGAAAUUUAGAUUUUUUUGGUCAUAAACCUACAUCGUUGUUGAAUACGUUUUCAAUGGAUAUAUGUCCGUACGAUAACGUGGAAUUUCCGGUCCAGCGGCAGGGUGGAAUCGAUACUUGGGAGGGAGUGUCCGGUUACUCCGGCCUACAAACCAAGUCUUACAACCAGACAGUUGUGAGGGACAAAGUGACCUCCUCUCUCGCCCCUGUGUUCGAGAAUGAUGAUGGAUCCACCGAAGAUAAUUCGGAAAUUCCUAAAGUUGAGGACCAAAGACAACAGAUAACUGUUACCCCUGCUUCAGCGCCCGUCAACAAAAAGGAAACAGCAGUGAGUUUCAACAAAGGCGUGUAUGUAGUAAACAAUUCCAACCAGGCAAACAACCAUAAACCACAACCCAUCGUAAAAACCUCACCCAAACCACCGCCAUCACCCUCCCUAAGUUCAAUGGCCAAGGACACAAAGACUGUUGUCAUCGAGCAACCAAGAUCCAUAGCAACGGCCUUCACCCGAGUUGAUUUCAACCCGAGGUCACAAGAAGUGUUGGAAACGGCAUACACACGCCACAAGCAUUUCUACAAACUAAAUGAGACACUUUUGGACCAAGUCAACGACAUGAAAGAAAAUGUUUGGGACGUGAAAGGAAGACCGGGAGAAAUGUUGACAUACGAACAAUUGAUUCAAGGUAUGUUGGAAGAGGGUGAGAUGCUUGUGUUGGGAGGGUCUUGGCUCUAUUACAACAACAUCGACUUCCUGGACGCAGAGGGUGUAACGUCCUUGAAACCCUCCAUUGGAAAAGGAAGACUCUGCCUGACCAAUCAACGUCUGCUUAUACUUUCAGCGGAAAACGUGUUGGAUGCAAAUUUAGCAGAGUAUGGUGAUCCCACCCGAACAGACGGUGGAUAUAGAAUUCAAGUCUCCAAAUAUAACAGUGUCUACAUUCAGAACCUGCCACUGGCAAGUAUCCAAGGUGUGGAGCUGUCGGUGAGUGUCGGAACUGCCGAGGAAAGCCGCGUAUCUAUUAGGAACCCGAUUUGUGAUGGACUGUGUGCGUGCUUUGGAAUCGGACGUUGUGCCACCACUUGGAGAACCUCAGAUCCGCUCCCUGUUCUAAUUAACAAGCGUGUCUUAACUCUGGGUGUGAAAAUGCCGCCAUGGCUGACCAAGACUUUAGUUGUUAUUCAUCUGAACCAAGACAUGCCACUAAAUAUGGCUAGAGACUUUGUUGCCAAACUUCAUCAUCACGCUCCUCUGUACAAUGAACGUGCACAGGGUUACACCAGUGUGUGACGUGUGUUUAAUAUCUAUCAUUGUAAUUUUUGUUUUGUAAAAUAAUGCAACUAUAUGAAUUAAACUCUUCAAUGUUUUAA
Messenger RNA from Saccostrea cuccullata (small rock oyster), 1945 nucleotides. RefSeq lists its product as uncharacterized. The transcript has 5 exons. Lineage: Eukaryota; Metazoa; Mollusca; Bivalvia; Ostreida; Ostreidae. The coding region runs from base 633 to 1865 and encodes 410 amino acids. The record is from RefSeq and is a predicted model, not a curated record.